This is a messenger RNA of Aureococcus anophagefferens, 1557 nucleotides long. RefSeq lists its product as hypothetical. The coding region runs from base 1 to 1557 and encodes 518 amino acids. The record is from RefSeq and is a predicted model, not a curated record. The transcript has a single exon. Lineage: Eukaryota; Pelagophyceae; Pelagomonadales; Pelagomonadaceae.
AUGCGACCGCUCUUGCUGCUACUCGUCACGGCGCGCUGCAGUGACGCGCUCGCACCGCCGCGGCGCUUCGGCGGCCUCGGCGCGUCGGCCGCCGGCGACGACGGCGGCCGCGCGUGGCUCGCCGCCGUGCCGCCGCUGCUGCGCAAGAAGCGCACGCUCGCGGCCGUCGCCGUCGCCGGCGCCGCGAGCCAGCGGCCCGUGCGGCGGAGCGCGCGCUUCGAGUGCGGCCUCGCGCGCAUCGGCCUCUGCUACGGCCGCUUCCUCGCGGAGACGCGGCUGCUGCGGCGCGAGCGGGAGCUCGACGCCGUGCACGAGGCGACGGCGCUGCGCCUCGAGAAGCUCGUCGUCGACAUGAAGGGCGCGUACGUCAAGUCGGCGCAGCUGAUCUCGACGGCGUUCCCGGAGCUGCUGCCGGACGCGUGGGUCCGGCGCCUCGAACUCAUGGUCGACGACGCGCCGCCGCGGCCGUGGACGACGACGAAGCGGGUCCUCGAGCGCGAGCUCGAGCGGCCCGUGGGCGAGCUCUUCCGCGCCUUCGACGAGGUGCCCGUCGGCGCGGCGUCCAUCGGCCAGGUCCACAGGGCCGUCGUGCGCGCGACGAACGAAACCGUCGCCGUGAAGGUGAUGUUCCCGGGCGGCCGGCGCCUCAUCCUCAGCGACCUCGCGAACGUGCGGCGCGUGCUCCGCGUCGUCAAGCCCGCGCUAUUGCCCGCCGUCGACGAGUUCCGCGAGCGCGUCUCCGGCGAGUUCGACUACGCGGAAGAGGCGCGGCGCAUGGACGCCUGCGCGGCGUUCGUCGAGCGGAACGGCCCGAAACGCGUGACGAUCCCGCGGUCCAAGCGCGCCUUGACGACGGAGAAGGUGCUGACCAUGGACUGGCUCGCGGGCCGGUCGCUCCGCGACGAGCUCGAGCGCCGCGCGGCCGCCGCGGAGCGCACGCGCUUCGCGCCGCUGCGCCUCUGGCGCUACCUCGCGCUGCGCCGCGCGGCGUCGUCCGCGCUCCGCGACGUCGCGGCGGCCCAGGGCGCCAUGAUCUUCUCGCCGGACUGCGGCUUCUCCGCGGACCCGCACCCGGGCAACGUCAUGCUCCUCGAGGACGGGCGCAUCGCGCUCAUCGACUACGGGUGUUAUUUGCGGUUCUCGGCGGACGAGCGGCGGACGCUCGCGGACCUCUACGUCGCCCUCGAGCGCCGGGACGAGCCGGAGAUCGUGGCGACGCUGGCGGACAUGGGCUUCGUGUCGCGGCACAUGAACGAGACGUUGAUGUUGGCCUUCGCGACGCAGUGCUUCGACGUCGACGUCGUCGACGCGUCGCCCUACGCGUUUUUGGUCGAGCUCGAGCAGUACGACACGGUCGUCCAGAUCCCGAAAUCCUACAUGCUCGUCACGCGCGUGUCGCUCCUGCUGCGGGGGCUCGGCGCGCGCGUCGGCUGCGGCAAGCUCUCCAUGGCGAAGCUGUGGAAGCGCGAGGCGCGCGAGGCGCAGCGGUCGUUGCCGACGCGGAGCAUGGUGGCCCGGCGGGCGAACACGGUCGCGAACACGGCGGGGCUGGUUUAA